Molecule: messenger RNA, 9900 nt
Organism: Symbiodinium necroappetens
Lineage: Eukaryota; Dinophyceae; Suessiales; Symbiodiniaceae
Source: the annotation of a GenBank genome assembly
AUGCAUCGGCCAAGCGUUAGCGUCGUUAUUCCCACGCGAGAUCGGCCGGACUGUUUGGCGGAGGCGAUCGCCAGCGUGUUGCGUCAGAGCCACCCGGUUUUCGAGAUCAUCGUUGUUGACGAUGCCUCGCGGGACGCUGCCGCGACACAGUCUGCGAUCGGUACAGACCCGCGCGUUCGCCUGAUCCGGAAUGAGCGCUCUUUGGGGGGCGGCGGAACCAGAAAUCUCGGCAUUGUCGAGGCCAGGGGCGAACUGGUCGCUUUUCUGGACGAUGACGACCUGUGGCAUCCCGAGAAGCUUGAGCGCCAGGUUGCGGCCUUGGACGCCGCUGAGGACCGGCGCCGGACUCUCGUCUACUGUGCUUUGGAGGUGCGCGGGAAAGACGGUGAAGUCCGCCUGCCGGCGCGGGGCAUUGCCGCGGACGAGGACGUCGGCGACUAUCUUUGGCGCCGAGGCGGUUGGAUCCAGACGAGCAGUCUCUUGCUCGCGCGUGAACUGGCGGACGACGUCAAGUUCCGCCCCGACUUGGCCGCGCAUCAGGACUGGGACUUCGUCAUUCGCCUGGCUGCGGCGGGAGUUGCUUUCGCAUUCCUGCCUGAGGCGCUGGUGGUCUAUCGCGACGAUCAUGCAGGCGUGCGGAUAUCCCGUCGUCCCGAUCCGCAGAAAAGUCUGGAAUGGCUCGAAAGCGUCCGUCCGAUCAUCUCGGCGGCAGCCUACCGCGCCUUCCGCGCGCGCCGUGCGCCGCUUCUGGCUCGGGAUCGGCCCUUGUCCGGGCUCGCUGCGAUCGGUGCCGCCGUUCGCCAGGGUGAACUGGAUCCCCUGCGCGCCGCCCGGCUUCUGGCUGCCUUCGCUGUCGCCUUCGUUGCCCCGGUUGCCUACCGCGCUUUACCGCAGAUGCGUGUCAGGGGAACGCAACGGCGGGCACUCUCCUCGCCGGCCACCUCGCGACGUCGGUUCCACUGCGGCCACAGCAUGAUCGCAGGCAUGAUUGCAGCGCAACAUAGCCUCUGCCGGCAGACUUACUGCCAUGUUUUCAUGCGCGUCUUGCUGAUCUCAAAUCUCUUCCCUCCCGAGGUUCUGGGCGGCGCGGAAAUCAUGGUCGAAGCGCUGGCGGAGGAGUUGCUUGAGCUGGAUUGCGACGUGACGGUCGCUGCGCUGGCCGCGGACGGCGCCUGGCGUCUGGAGCGGCCAAACGGUUUGUCGGUCGAGUUCGUCUCCGGGCAUCCACUCGGCAACGACCUGCUGUCCGAAAAGCGCGUUCGGUGGCGGCGAGCGGCUUGGUAUCUCCUGGGCGAGGUCAAUCUGCAGGCGCGUCAAAGACUCGGCCGCUUGAUGGACGAGUUCCGCCCGGAUGUCGUGCACACGAGCAACCUGACGGGCUUCGGACCGCAGGCCAUGGCCGCUGCCGCGGCGCGCGGUCUGCCGCUGGUUCACACGGUGCAGGACUAUGGCCUCGUUUGCCUGCGCGGUACGAUGUUCAAGCAGGGGCGACCCUGUGCCGGCCAAUGCGGCGAUUGCCGGGUCGGGACGACCUUGCGUCGCGUCGGUUCCCAGACCGUCCACAGCGUUGUCGGGCUCUCGCAAGCCGUGCUCGACCGCCAUAUGGAACAUGGCUAUUUCCAGGCCUCGGAAGAACAGCAGAUUGUUCGCACCUGGCAUUUGAACGGCGAGCCCGAACACCCACCGCUACCGUCCGAAUCUGGGACGGAUGAACGUCCGGUCCCUGUCACGUUCGGCUACAUUGGCCGCCUUCAUCAGACGAAGGGCAUCGACCGUCUGAUUGAGGCCAUGCGGCGUCUGGACGGGAGCCCGGCAAGACUUCUGAUAGGCGGCACCGGCAACGCGGAUCUGGAGGCGGAGUUGAAGCGGCAGGCCGAUGGCCUGCCGAUCGAGUUCCUCGGUUGGGUGGAUGCCAAAUCCUUCUUCCCGAAAAUCGAUGCCUUGGUCGUGCCGUCGAUCUGGCACGAACCGCUGGGUAUGGUGGUUCGCGAGGCUCACUGGUGGGGCCGGCCUGCCCUCGCGGCCCGGCGGGGCGGCUUGUCCGAGAUCGUGCAUCAUGGCACCGACGGACUCUUGUUCGAUCCGGAUGACGCCGAGGACUUCGCUAAAGCGCUCGCCGAUUUCGCCGGAGACGGCGAGCUCCGUCGCCGGCUGACCGGCGGUGCCCGAACGACGGCUCCAGCCGCCGCGACUGGCGACGCCGCCCGAGCCGCUGUCGGAAGCGACGGGGCCCUAGCCAUGCGUGUCGCAAUCGUCGCGGGCGACUUCCCGGCUCUCUCCGAGACCUUCAUUCUCAAUCACGUCCUGGCACUGCUCCGGGCCGGCGUGGACGUGCGGGUGAUCGCUCACCGUCCGAGGCCGGACAGCCUGACUCAUCCGGAAGUGUCGGAGUACCGAUUGCAGGAGCGGACCAGCUAUCUGGCCCGCCCGGAAGGCUAUGCGGCUCGUCUUUUCGGACUGCCGCGCCGCCUUUCUCGAUCAAGCUCCUUGCGGCGGGUCCGGCACUGGCCCUCCGCUUGCAAUCCCAUCAAGCUGGGACGCGCGGCGCUGGGUUUGGAUCUGCUCUACAGCGUGACGGGCGACCUGCCGGCCGAUCCGCGGUUCGACGUGAUCCAUGCGCAUUUCGGAGACGGCGGAGUUCGCGCGGCUUAUCUGCGGGAGCGCGGAUUUCUUCAGGGCCCUCUGGUAACGACGCUGCACGGCGCCGACGACACCUAUGGGCCGCGACCCCUGCGCUAUCUCGCCAAGCAGGGGGACCUGCAUCUUGCGAUCAGUGGGUUUUGGGCUGAGGAAUUGACUCGGCUCGGUUUUCCCGAGGCACGCGUGCGGGUGCAUCACGUCGGUAUCGACUGCAGCCGGUAUGCCUUCGCGCCACGCUUGGCGGAUGCCGCCGAUCCGCUCAGUCUUGUGACCGUCUGUCGUCUGGCGCCGCGCAAGGGGGUCCAGGACGCACUGGCGGCUUUGGCCGAGGUCCGGCGCCAACGGCCGGCUCUCGCCUUCACCUUUACCGUUAUCGGCGCAGGUCCGAUGGAGACGGAGCUUCGGAACCUGGCGGGUCAGCUUGGUCUGGAACGGGAGGUUCGUUUCCUGGGCGCCGUCGACCAGUCCCGUGUCGCCGACGAACUCUCGAAGGCCGAGGUCUUUCUGCAUCCGAGCUAUACGACGCGCACCGGCGAGCGCGAGGGCAUUCCCGUCUCCAUGAUGGAGGCGAUGGCCCGUGGGCUUGUCGUCGUCUCAACCCUGCAUGCCGGCAUCCCCGAGCUGGUCGAACAGGGUCGCAGUGGCUGGCUGGUGCCCGAGCGCGACGUUCCCGCGCUGGCUGCAGCGGUUCUGCGGGUCGCCUCGUCGCGUGAGAUGAUUGCCGCCUGGGGCGCUGCCGGGCGGCAGCGAGUCGAGACGGCGUUCAAUCGCAAGGACCUCGACCGGCAGUUGCUGGACCUCUAUCGCCAGCUGAGUGACGGCUGGUCGCCAGUUGAGGGGGCUCGGGCGAUGCUGCUGAUCUUGCUCGCCGCCGCAACCGGAGUUGCUCUGACGAUGCCCGGAAUCUCGCUGCUUCACGCAGGCGGGAUCGGUAUUCAGCCGCUUCUGCCGCUGUUGGCGGCCGUCAUCGCUGCCGGUCUGAUAGCGCGCGGCGGCAUUCCGAUCGGGGCGCUGGGGUGGUUGAUGACGAUGGGGACGGCUUUGGCGCUGUCGGCUCUGGUCUCGGUCGAUCCCGGUGCAUCGCUGCUCUACUUCGUGUUCCAACUGAUGACGGCCGCCUUGGCCGCUUUGGGCUUCGGGUAUCUGCUGGCCGAGCGCUCGCUACGCGUCGCCUUUCUCAAUGGCUACAUCUUCGGCGCGCUGCUGUCGGCGGCUGCCUCGGUCCUGCAGUUUGUCACCUCGAGCUUUCUCGGUUUUGCCUUUCGGCUCGCGAACAAUCAGAACUUCGAGCUGCUCGCACCCUGGGGGCGCGGUAUGGCCUUCACGGCGGAGGCGUCGUUGCUUGCGACCGUGAUGAUGCCGGCCUUGCUCGCGGUCUAUCUCGAACGGCAGCGGCAGGACAGCGUGAUCCUGCCGGUCUUCCGAACUCUGCCGGCUUUGCUGCUCCUGCUCGCCGGCUAUGUCGCCUCGAAAUCUUCGACCAUCGUCUUCCUGUUGCCGGCCUUGCUGUUGGCCGAGACGCUGAUGCAACGCGAUCUUUUCGGUGCGAUACGCAAGUACGCCCGUCAUUUCGUCUUUUUCAUCCUGCUCGCGGCCGCCUUCUACCCCCUCUACCAAAGCCGGCUGGCGGCGACCGAUGCUCAGUUCUCGUCCGCUGGGCGCCUUGAGAAGAUCAUGGCCGGUCUGUCUAUCGCUGGCGAGCAUCCCGUGUUCGGGGCGGGGCCGGGCAUGGUUUCGGAUCCGGUCUUCUUCGAUCCCUACGUCAAUCACAUCGUCGACUGGAGUUGGAAAGACUUCGAUGUGCCGGACAAGGGCAUCGACUCGGCUGUCGUUCGCACCUUGGCGGAAAGCGGGAGCUUCGGCCUCCUGGCCACUUACUAUCCGGUGCUCUUGCUGUUCCUCGCCGCCGCCGCCAUGGCCCGGCGGCCCGACGUCCGGCCUUUCCUGCCAAUCGCCGUCUGUCUCUUGUUCUCCCAGGCGCUGGUCUCGGGCUAUCGGGACCUGACCAUUUUCUACCUGGGCUCUGUCAUGACCGACGCCGUUGCCACCCGUUUGCCGGGUCCGAUCAACGAUACGCCUCCGGCGGUCGGCCUCGGCGACCUCUUCGGAAUGAUCCGCCGCCACUGGCUGCCGGCGGGAGCCAUCGUCGCGGUGGUCUUCGCGCUCGGUGGUCUGGCGACCUUCGCCAUGAUCCCCAAGUACGAGGCGCAAGCGCUUGUCAUGGUCCGGGGCGAGCGGAUCGAGAGCCUUCAGGUUCAGAUCGACCAGCUCCGCGGCGAACCUGGAUUUCCCACCGUGUUGAGCGAGGCGGAGAUCCUGAGUUCGCCUGGCCUGCUCGACAGCGUUGUCGAACGCUUGAAUCUGACCGCCGAACCCGAAUUCAACCCGCGCCUCGAAGACGACUUCGAACUGCCGCCGGUGCGUGCUGCCUUCGCCGACGGACGCGAACGUCUUGAGGCGCUGUUGGGCCUGACGCCGGAAGCCCCUGUGCGCAAUCCGGAGCUUGAGCGCCGCAUCGUGCUGGCGCGCCUGCAGGGCGCCGUCUCCGUCGAGCCGCGCGGUCGAUCUUAUGUCGUUGAGGUUGGCGCGGUUUCUCGCUCGGCCGCGUCCGCCGCGCGUCUGGCCAACGGGGUGUCGGAGGCGUACGUCGCUGCGGAGCGAGCCGAGCGCAUGGAGCGUCUGGCCGCACUCGACAGUUGGCUGGAGGAGCGUUUGCAGCAGCUCCGCCGAGAGGUGGUUGCCCGUGCGGAAGCCGUUGAAGUCUUUCGUCAGACGGAGAACCUCUUCGAGGGACAGUCCGGCAGCCUGCAGCUUGAGGAACUCAGCGCGCUUUCCAGCCGGCUCGUCGAGGCUCAGGCCGAUACGGCCCGCGCCCAGGCCCAGCUCUCCGAAGUUCGGCGUGCGGCUGAGUCCGGCUCGGCAAGCGAAGCGCUCUCCUUGGCUGUCGACGCGCCCCUGAUCCAACGGUUGCGUGCCGAGGAGAUCGAGAUGGCCAGUCUCCUGGCUCGUGUCUCCUCGACCCGUGGACCGCAACAUCCGGAAGUGGUGUCCAUCAACAGAGAGUUGGUGGAACUGCGGGGCCGGAUCGGGGGAGAGGUCGAGAAGAUCGUUACCCUGGCCGAGUCUCGGCUUGCCAACGCGCGCGCGCGCGAGCAGUCGAUUGCGGCCUCGCGGCAGGCCCUGAAGGACGAGAUCGACGGCAACCGCGAUUCUUAUGUUCGCUUGACCGAGUUGGAACGCGACGCCGAGUCCGCGCGCGCGGCCCUGGACAGUUUCCAGACGCAGGCCAACCAGCUCGUCGGUGCCGGAGAGAUCGAGCAGCCGACGGCCAUGAUGAUCUCACCGGCCACGUCGCCUCUGUCGCCGGCGCAGCCCAAUCGAAAGGCGCUCUUCGCGCUUUCGCUUGCCGCCGGUCUGAUGCUCGCCGGUCUCUAUGUCAUCCUGCGGGAGGUGACGGAACAGCGUGUGAAGAGCGGCGCUGAGUUGCGGCGUCUCUCGGGGGCGAUGCGGCGCCUCUACGCGAGUAUUCGCCACGGAGACAAUAGCAGCAAUCUCCGUUGUAUCAUGGUCUGCUCUGGCGAAUCCGGCGAGGGCAAGACCAUCACGUCGAUCAGCCUCGCCCAGGAAGCGGCUGCGAUUGGCCGCCGUACCUUACUGAUCGACUUGGAUCUCCAUAAGCGUGACGCCAGUCGCGCUUUCCCUGCCGGUGAGCCGGAAGGGAGCGCCGAUCCCGACUUGGCCGCCGUGAUGGAGCUGCCGGAACGUCUGGACGAGCUGUUGUGGCGCGGCGCGGCCGGGCGUUUGCGUGUGCUACGGCCACGUGCCGAUCUUGUCGACCCGCUGGCUUACCUGGAGCACCCCAGGCUCGACGUCUUGCUCCGCGAGGCGCGACGGCGUUUCGACCUGGUGAUCAUCGAUACUCCGCCUCUUCUCACUCUGCCGGACUCCAGCUUCCUGCUUCGGCGCGUCGAUGCUUGCCUUCUGCUGGUACGCUGGAACCGAACCAAGCGGAGCGCGCUUCGGCAGUCGCUGGACUUGUUGGCCGCCUUCGAGGCGCCGUUGCUUGGUUGCGUCUUCACCCAGGUCAAUCUCAAGCGCUACGGUGCUUACCAGCCCGCCGAGGACGCUGCGUACCAUCGCCCGGCCGCGGUUUACGUUGCGGCCGAGCGGAAACGUUUGGUGGUCGUGAUGUCCGGCUUCCUCGACUGGCUCGGGGCCCGUGCGUCCAGCGGAAAGGUCGUCUAUGCCCAUGUGGCACCGCGACGGCGGGAGCGGCAGGAACGCCUGGAUGUGGAUCUCUAUGAAGCGCCGGUCGACCCCAGUUGGAGACGGCUCGGAGCAAUGGCGGUCGACGGCCUGCUGCGCGGCCGCACGCCUCUGCAGAUUGCGGCCGUCGGUGCGGCCGGGGCGGGGGACACGCUGGCUCGCCUGGUUGGCAAGCUUUCUCCCGACCUGGUCAUCGCGGACACGCUCCGGGUCGGACCUGUGCUGGAUCGGCUGCCUCUGGGCGGAGCGCGCAAGGUCGUCUACCUGGACGACCUCUACUCCCGGCGCUACGCGCGUCUGAUUGAGACCAUGGACCGGCAUCCGGACGCUGAGCUCAACAGCCUCGGGACUUUUGCGCGUUUCCUGCCGGGCUGGAUGGCGCGGAUUGCUAGGGUUCGCGGGCUGCAGCGGGCUUUGCUGCAACGUGAGAUGCGUCUAAUGGAACAGGCCGAGGAUGCGGCUCCUGGCCGGUUCGACCGCUGCCUGCUGAUCAACGAGCAGGAGGCCGGGGUUCUUAGGGCCCGGACUGGUGCGCAGAAUAUCUUCAGCGUACCGCCGUACGUGCGCGUUCGGGAAACGACCGUGACAGCUCGUCCGGUUGACCCUCCCCGUUUUCUCUUCUUGGGGAAUCUAAGCUAUCCGGCAAACGCCUAUGGGCUGUCGCGGCUGCUUUCCGAGACGGUGCCGCCGCUCUUUGCGGCUCUUCCAGGCGCCCGGCUGGACAUUGUCGGCGGCGGUGCCAGUCCUGCCUUGCGCGCUCAGGUCGCCAGUCUUGGCGAGCGGGUGAGGCUGCAUGGCUUUGUCGAUGAUCUCGAUGGCGUCCUUGCCGAAGCGACGGCUUUGGUGGCUCCGGUCGUCUACGGGACGGGGGUGAAGAUCAAGGUGAUCGACGCCCUUGCGCGCGGUCUGCCGAUUGUCUCGACCCCGACCGGCGUCGAAGGGAUCGAGGUGGAGGAUGGUCGCGAAGGCUUUGUCCGCGAAGACCUCGCGGACUUCGUCGAACCGCUCCGCAGACUGACCGACCCAGACCUGAACCGCGUUCGCAUGACGGCCUCAUCGAAGACUCCAGACAAGGCGAGAGCGUCGGGCGAAAUCCUCGUCUCGAUCGUCGUCUGCACGCGGGACCGGGCCGAUGAUCUCGUUCGCUGCCUCGCUGCUAUCCGGGCCUUGAACUGUCCUCCGAUGGUGCAGGUCGACGUCGUGGUGGUGGACAACGGUUCGCGUGACCGUACUCCGGAGGUCGUGGCCUCUGCCGCGGAAGGCAGCCCGAUCCCGAUCCGACGCGUCUAUCUUGCCGAGCCGGGCCUGGCACGGGCAAGAAAUGCCGGUAUUCAAGCCAGCCUCGGCGACUACGUUCUCUUCACCGACGAUGAUUGCCUGGUCGCAACCGACUGGCUCGAGUCCGCCGUUCGGGUGAUGGAGGCCGAUCCGUCCGUCGGUUUAGCCGGAGGGCAGGUGAGACUGCACAAUCCCUGCGAUCUCCCCGAGACGAUCAAGCCUUCCCCUCAUCUCGAAAUGCCGAGAGGGCCUGCCGAUCUGCACGCUCUUCUGCUGGGUUGCAACAUGAUCAUUCGGCGUUCGGUUCUCGAUUCCAUCGGUCUGUUCGACGACCGCUUCGGUGCCGGUAGCCGCUUCAAGUCGUCCGAGGACACCGACAUGGUUUAUCGUGUCUACCGCUCAGGUUUCGCCGUGAUCUACGACCCGCGGUUCCUGGUGUCCCAUAAUCAUGGGCGACGGUCGCUGCCGGAGAUUCGACGCCUGCAUCGCGGCUACAGGAUCGGACGCGGGGCCUUCUACGCAAAGCACCUUCUGCAUGGCCGAUUGGAUGUGCUCUCCAUCCUGUUGCGUCAGUUGGUGCCGCAUCGACGCAGUGCCUAUCCCCUGCCGAGCUGGCCGCGAUAUCUUCGGGCGGUCGUUGGCCAGUUCGUUCGCGCGCCCUGGCUGCUGGCCGGCGCGACAGCUACGCAGGAAGCGACCAACGUCGUUCCACUCGCCCAACUUCGCGGCACGGCGACCAUGUCUCAGAGUGUUCAGCUUCAGGAGCGUUUGAGGGAACUCCGAGCGAAACUGAUGGCUUUGGGAAAGCUGCUGCCAAGCAGCCGUCCGAUCGUCUAUCUGGAUUAUCCUCUGCAUUUGAAUGUCGGAGACCUCUGCCUUCAACUUGGGGCGGAGCAACUCUUCUCGGAUCUCGGUUUGCGCGUGAUCGGUCGUGCAUCGAUGUUCAACGGUGCGGCCUGGUUGCAGCGGCGUCUCGAUCCCUCUGUGACAAUCGUUCUGCAUGCCGGCGGCAAUCUGGGCGAUCUCUGGCCGGGUCAUCAGGACUUUCGCGAGGCCGUCGUCGCCGCUUUCCCCGGCAACCGGAUCGUCAUCCUGCCCCAGUCGCUGCACUUCGCUGACAGACAGGGAUUCGAGGCCUGCAUGACGCGAUGGGCGCGGCAUCCGGACCUACACCUGGUCCUGCGCGACCGCCGAUCGUACGAGCGCGUCUCGGAACACUUGGGCGAACGGGCCUAUCUGGCGCCCGAUCUGGCGCAUGGUCUCUACGAACGCCCGCCCUUCCACAAAGGUAUGGCGAAGCCUGGCCAAGGGAGACUGCGGCUGGUCAGGCAGGAUGUCGAGGCGCUGGUCCUGCCUGAUCACGCAGCCUCGCCCGACCAGCAUUUCGACUGGGCGCAGAUCUAUACGUCUGCGGACCGCCGUGCCUAUGCGCUCCUUCGUCGUCUGCACGGGUUCGACAAUCGCCUGUCGAUGAGUCUGCCUGUCUAUGGCCCCUGGCGACGCCUUGCGGAGCGCGCCGUCGCACGCGGGGCAGAUCAUCUCUGCCGCUUCGCUGAAGUCGAUUCCGACCGUCUGCACGGCAUGCUGAUGUCGCUGCUGCUGCAUCGCCGCGUUCGCUGGCGCGAGAGCCGGACAGGCAAGACGGGUGCCUAUGUAUCGACUUGGCUGUCGGAUCUUCCGGGUUUGACCUUGUCGCAAUCGGGAACGGCGGCAUAG